AUAUGAAAACUCAACUCAAAUUACCACCACAUCACUCGUUACACAUUUCUUAGUAUGUUUGGAAUCUGUAAAUUAAGUUUAUUUGUGAGGGACAAAAGUGUGUUAAAAAAUGUGUAUAAUCUCUCGGGUGUGAGUAAAUUAUUAGAAAAUGUCAAAUCUUCGCUGUUUUAUCCUUUAAAAGAUUCCGUCUCACUUUUUAUCGAGGAACCAAAUGAAUCCACCAAGGAAUUAGUCGACUCUGAAAUUCUCUCACUUUAUCACCAAAUUUACCCUCAAAUUCUUCAACACAGCCUGGGUGAGAAUUUGACGGACAUGAAUGUGAAUUUGAGGGACAUGAAUGAGAAUUUGAGGGAUGAGUUUGUGAAUUUGAGGAGGAAGUUGGUUGAUAUGCAGAAUUCUCUUUUUUCUGGCUCGUUACAUACUUUAAAUUAUCAUAAAAUUUUGUUACAAGUGUUGCAAGGAGUUGGUGGAGAGGAGUCUGGUAAAUUCGCCGCUGAGCUUUACGACAUGUACGCUAACAUUUGUAACCUGAACAACCUCAAACACAUCAAACACCCAAACAACACUCUCGAAAUCUUCCAGGGUUUGGAUAGAUUUAGGUAUGAGUUUGGUGUGCAUAGGGUUCAGAGGGUCCCGUUUAACAGUAGGCGGAUCCAGACAUCAUCGGCUGUGGUCACAGUUGUGCCACACUUUAACGUGGAGGAUAUUAACAUUAAAAGCUCCGACUUAAUGGUCGAGACCAUGAGAUCCAGCGGCUCCGGCGGACAAAGCGUUAAUAAAUCCGAAACAGCCGUCAGAAUCACACACAUUCCCACCGGCAUCACAACCUCCUCACGCACCACCUCCUCUCAAAUAGACAAUAAAGUGUUGGGAAUGGAGAUGAUAAAGAGGAAGAUAAAGGAAAAGCAGGAACAGGAAAUUGAAUCGAUGAAGAAGGAUGUUCGUAUGUCUCAGUAUAGAACGGGUGACCGUAGUGAGCGGAUAAGAACGAUAAAUUACCUGCAUGAUUCCAUCACUGAUCACCGGUGUAGGGUUACGCUUGACGGUGUGGAUUCCUACCUCAGUUCCGGCCACGGAAUUGAGAAAAUUCACCAGGCACUCACACAACUCGACAACGCCAAAAUUAUCCAAUUCUUCCUACACAAUCUCAACACCAUCGCAACACUAUACUAA
Messenger RNA from Theileria parva strain Muguga, 1173 nucleotides. RefSeq names its product RF-1 domain protein (gene prfA). The transcript is spliced from 5 exons. Gene Ontology annotation, molecular function: translation release factor activity. Bases 55 to 1173 code for a protein of 372 amino acids. The record is from RefSeq and is a predicted model, not a curated record. Lineage: Eukaryota; Apicomplexa; Aconoidasida; Piroplasmida; Theileriidae. Gene Ontology annotation, biological process: translational termination.